Amphiprion ocellaris (clown anemonefish) is the source of this 1879-nucleotide messenger RNA. It is a transcript of the gene mtpn, whose product is annotated as myotrophin. Gene Ontology annotation, molecular function: protein binding. Gene Ontology annotation, cellular component: nucleus; cytoplasm. The record is from RefSeq and is a predicted model, not a curated record. Bases 278 to 634 code for a protein of 118 amino acids. The transcript is spliced from 4 exons. Gene Ontology annotation, biological process: regulation of barbed-end actin filament capping. NCBI's taxonomy places the organism in Eukaryota, Metazoa, Chordata, Actinopteri, Pomacentridae.
GUGUCGGAAACAUUUGUGGCUCACAGAAAGGCGGAUCCCAGCCUGCUACUUUGCCUUUUAGAACUUCUCUUGAACCAUCUUUUACCUGCCACUCCUCGGCGAGUCGCCUAUUUGAACAAAAAAAUUGCUAUUUUGAGCAUUAAAACGGCUCCGUGGUCUGUCGAGUUGUCCGACGAAGAGUUUCCCAGCUAGCUAACUUUUACCGCACUAGCAUUUAACUUGUGAACUACCCUGCAGCACAACAGGGAAGGAGCAACACCGGAGCAGACACAGGAAGAUGGGAGAUAAAGAAUUGAUGUGGGCAUUGAAGACCGGGGACCUGGACGAGGUCAAAGCCAAACUGGUGACGGCUGAAGAAGCAAACCGGACCCUGGAAGGUGGGAGGAAGCCUCUGCAUUAUGCUGCAGACUUCGGUCAAGCAGAUGUGCUGGAGUACCUCAUUUCUGUCGGAGCAGAUGUCAACGCUCCAGACAAACAUGGGCUCACUCCACUGAUCUCAGCCUGUUUUGAAGAUCAUCUCUCUUGUGUUAAGGUCCUGCUAGAAAAGGGAGCUGACAAAGACCUGAAAGGACCGAAUGACGUUACUGCCUUGGAAGCUGCCCAGAGUGAUCCCAUAAGGGCUCUGCUCAAGUGAGACACCACGGUGUGGGAGGUGGCUGGACAGGUGGGUGAACGGGCACACAGAUGGAUGCAGUGGUCCCCUGACAGAAGAUGGACUCACCCCUUUUACCCCGAUCAACCUCUGUCUUAACACUGCUUUUGUCUGUUUGUUAAAGGUUCAUUUUGUCUGUCUGGUGAUUUUCCUUUACCUUUUUUUUUUUUCUUUUCCCCAAGUUUUUGGGAUAGGAUUUUUCUCUUCUUUUUGGCCUCUGUUUGUAGCCAUUUAACAGAAGGACUUCUCAAUUAUGUCUCCCUUAGGGACCAAACACUGGGGGAGUGCUCUUGUACCUGGAACCUAAAACACUGCUCAGACUAGAAAACAGACUGUAAUACAAUAAAUGGCAAUGCUUAGCACUUAAAUAUACAUCUCUCUUUUGCAGUUGUCUCUUCAAACUCUACAGAAAUCAAGUGGUAAUAGAUCAGUAGUGUGUUAAUAUUUUUACAACUUCAAUAUAAGUAUUGUAUGGCCAGUGCUUAAUCUCAUGACCAGUAACUGCACUGUCCUAUACUAGAUAGACUGAAAAGAACGGUUGUAAAGUUUCAUUUUAUUAACUUCUUCAUUAUAUGUGGCCUCCUCCUCUACCUUUAUUUCUUCUUUAAUAGACCAAACUGUCCCUCAAAUCCAAUCUUGAAAUUCUUGAAAAAAGGUGUUGGGUGAGAGAGGUCCAGAGGUUCCUUUUCUACUUGGCCCUGAAUCACUUACAUAUCAAAUGGUGUUUUUUGACAAAUUUUACAUUAUUAAUGCACACGAAGCAUUCUGUACUCUUUGACCAAUCACCAUGCUGGCUAACUAGAAAGACUUGAAUGUUGCAAUUUUAAAAAAUCUGUUAUUGAAUCCCUUUGGAAGCAAUGUUAACCACACAUAAUAAUAGAAUUAGGAAUUUUAGAAAUUUGUUGAUUUCGUCGCCCCUGGAGUGAGAUUUCGAAGCAAAAAUUCCUUUUUCGUUGCAGCUUCUCUGUGUAUUUUGUAACUGAUGGGCUCUAGUGUUUGUGAAUGAUGGGUAAAUAGGGGUUAGAGGUGAAACGUGAUGGUGGGGGCUCUUAGUAUUCCCCUUGCCUUGGAUUUGGUUAGAAGCCCUGCCUGUUUUGCUGCAUGUCAAAACUGCCUCUGCUUUUAUGUUAUGAAAUGGUCACUGUCCUCUUUUGGUUGCUUUCAAAUGAAUUACUACAAUGUAAUGGACAAAAAAAAGACGCUCUUGCUGACUUUGUUGUGACAAAA